This is a messenger RNA of Purpureocillium takamizusanense, 1944 nucleotides long. RefSeq names its product ubiquitin-specific protease otu1 (gene OTU1). NCBI's taxonomy places the organism in Eukaryota, Fungi, Ascomycota, Sordariomycetes, Hypocreales, Ophiocordycipitaceae. The coding region runs from base 410 to 1522 and encodes 370 amino acids. The transcript is spliced from 3 exons. Gene Ontology annotation, biological process: protein deubiquitination; endoplasmic reticulum unfolded protein response. Gene Ontology annotation, molecular function: cysteine-type deubiquitinase activity. The record is from RefSeq and is a predicted model, not a curated record. Gene Ontology annotation, cellular component: nucleus; cytosol.
CGGGCGGCGUAGGCCUGCUGCCCGUGCCCGGGCGUUAGAAAACUGCUAUAUAAUACGGUACAUUAGCUUGGAACCCUGGCCUAUGCAAGCCGGAAAGCGGGUCCCAAUGUCACUUUUCAAAAUCGCGGUUACACUGACCGCGCGUGCCGAGCAGGGCCUAAACAACUCCGCCUCCUGCGUAACGGCGCUGCUGACACCUUCGCCUCCCAACCGGAGUUAACCCCCAGACAGUCACGGACAGCGACGCCAGCGAGCACUCUGCUGGUACUCCUAUAGCGCGAGCCGACACGGGCGAGGGCGUAGCAUUCAAGGGCAACAACGGGGUUUGCCCUAGAAGCGGGCUGGGCCUCGAGGGCGGCACGUCAUCCUGCACUCUUCAUACAAUCGACCCUACCCUACGGCAAGAGUCAUGAGAACACGCUUCAAGACCGCGUCAGGCACGGGAAUUAUAGAGAUUGAUGACGAUGCCACCGUGGACGCAUUGUUUGAUGAGAUCAAGGCCAGGACAGGGAUAAAUCGCUUCGUCGUCAAAUAUGGUCCCCCGAUGGCGAUGAAGACACUUGACCUGAGUCACGCCCAUGAGGCUGCGAGCUCACUCGGGCUUCAUGGAGAGACACUUACGGUCGUGACAGAUGAGUCAAACUCCACAGACCCAGAAGGCACCAUCAAAGCCAGCAUGUCGCCACGAGAAAAGUUUGAGAGUCGGCCCUUCCCGACUGACAAUGAGCCCGCCGAGGACAUUGUCGUGCCAUGGCCAGAGAGGGAAGGAACUCUCCUUCUUCGCAUUAUGCCCAGCGACAACAGCUGUCUGUUCACUGCGUUCGGCGGGGCGCUUCCCGACCAGCUACCCGCCUUCUCGCUGCGGCGCAUGAUGGCAGACUAUAUCAAGGAGCAUCCGGACGUUUACUCGGAAGCCGUUUUGGGUUGCGAUACAGCCGAAUACUGUCGCAGUAUCCAAGAUCCAAAUCGCUGGGGUGGGGGCAUCGAGCUUAGUAUUCUGUCGUCGAUAUUUGACAUUCAAAUAUGUACAUUCGACGUACAGACCAGAAGCCUGAUGAAAUUUGGCGAAAUUAAGCCCCAACGAUGUAUUCUCGUGUACUCGGGCAUACAUUAUGAUCGCGUGGCCUUCUCAUACUCGAACGCCCCUUACAACGCGGCCCUGUUACCACCUGAACUGGACCGAACACUCUGGCCUGUCGAGGACCACGAAGUCUUGCAGAAGACGCAAGAACUCGUACAAGGACUCAACUCCGCACACUAUUACACCGACACUGAGGGUCUCAUUCUUAAAUGCGACGUGCCGAGUUGCGAUUGGAUCGGUUCAGGCCAGUACGAAGGAAAGAAACAUGCCGAGUUGACAGGCCACGCUCAGUUGACUGAAGUUACCGACCUGGACGGCGACGCUGUGCUCCGGAAGUGCAAUGCUCAAGGCUGCGACUACAUGGGACAAGGCGAUCGCGCAAUGAGACGACAUCGUGAUGACACUGGGCAUGCACAAUUCUCUGUUAUCCCGGACUCUUGAUGGACAUUUCGCUGAUAACUGUGCACUGUUAAUUUUCACUGGCCCUGAAAGCCCCGGGCGGCAUCUGGUUUUGGAACGUGUCAUCGUCAAAGGAUUAGACAUGGCAGGCAGCUAGCUUUAUAGCACUCCCAAACACGCCGUGAUGAUGACAAUGGUGCUGACACCCAACAUAAGCCGACCGGCAUCGUCAGUAUAGCCGGUAGCAUCCCCGAGCAGCUGGCCAGGCACGUGCUAUGUCUAAAUAAUUGGGCGGAGAAAAAACGAGCGUCAUCAUGUACAUGAGCAUGGCACAUGACACCCGGGCUAUCCAACACCCAGUCCGGCCCCAGCCGUGUUUGACGACUUCAAGUCGUGGGUUCGCCCGGAUCUAGCCUCGCAAGGCUUUGGCAUGCUUAUUUGAAAUGUGACGGACCGACACCGGG